GAGUUGAUGACAAGUCCAAUUAGAACUCUGUGUAAAUCUGCAGGUGUAAACCAAGAUCAAUCAGCCAGUAAGCAACAACCGGGUUAUUUCGUUCUUUUUUAAAGUUUUGUUGUGGGGCUUGUGCUGUUGUGUUGAAUCAGAAAGUGUGUGUCAAAUAAGCAUGGCGAAAAGCAUUCAGGCUUGCUACUUGGCUAAAGCAAAGCUCUGAUAAAGAAGACAACCCAACACACCUUCUCUACCUUUCCUCUCUCCAGUCAAAUUUGAACUUCGAAGAAGGGUAGAAAGAAAACCACCCUCCUCCCUCUCCCUUUAAGGGUCCUAAAGCCCUUUGGUAUGGUAGUAUCUCAGACUUCUAUGAGAGAGAGAGAGAGAGAGAGAGAGAGAGAGAAGGGGAGAGGAGGGGCCUUAUAGUUUUCCUCUUAUCUUUUUUUGGUAAGAUGUUUUCCUCUUAUCUCUUCCAAAGCUGAAACAACUGCCGUUCAACCUCAUGUAGUUUGGGGGGAAUAUGCUCCGAUAGGAUCUGAAUUGGAAACAAAUAUUUCGGAGACUUCAGGACAAGAAAAAUUUGGAAACUCCUUUGUUUUCUCUCGAGAGUUCGGGAUGUUUGGGUGCCAGUGUUUCUAUUGGAGCAGAAUCUCUAAUUUAUCGUCUCCUGAACCGGAGCCUUUUUCUCUGCCGAGUCCUCUUCCUCGAUGGCCUGAAGGUCAAGGUUUUGCCAGACAAAGAAUUUGUCUGGGAGAAAUCGAAGUUGCUCAAAUCACCCAGUUUGAGAGCGUUUGGAGCUGCAGUUUAUAUAAUGAUAGCAAAAAAGGUGCUGCAUUCUAUAAACCCAUAGGAAUCCCUGAUGGCCUUUUCAGCCUCGGUUACUACUGCCAAUCAAUGGAGCAGCCUUUACGUGGGUAUGUUCUUGCUGCUGGAGAAGUGGUUCCUUCAGAUGCAAAAGAGAGGCAUUUUUGCCGCACAAGUGACUCACCAGCUCUUACCAAGCCUGUUGACUAUACAUUGGUUUGGAGUACUGAUAACUGGGAUGGCGACAAUCAUGAUGGAGGUGGUUACUUUUGGUUGCCACAACCACCUGAAGGUUAUAAAGCUAUGGGACAUGUGGUCACUAACCAGCCAGGCAAGCCUUCACUUGAAGAAGUGAGAUGUGUCCGAGCUGAUCUCACAGAGACCUGUGAGACCAAUAGUUUAAUUCUUAACAUAAACUCCAGUUCUUCUAAGUUCCCAUUUCAGGUUUGGAGAACAAGACCCUGCCAUAGAGGAAUGCUGGGUAAAGGUGUCUCCAUUGGAACAUUCUUCUGCAGUGGCUACUGGAGCUCUGGAGAUGAGAUGAAUAUUGCAUGCUUGAAAAAUCUUGAUUCAAGCCUGCAUGCUAUGCCAAAUCUGGAACAAGUCCAUGCUCUUAUCAAACACUAUGGACCUACAGUUUUCUUCCAUCCUGAUGAAAUAUAUUUGCCUUCUUCUGUGCCAUGGUUUUUCAAAAAUGGAGCAUUGUUAUACAGAGAAGGUGAGAUAAAUGGUAAUGCAAUUGAUUCUAGAGGUUCAAACCUUCCGAGUGGUGGCACUAAUGAUGGGGAAUAUUGGAUAGACUUGCCACAAGAUGAUUGUCGUAGUACUGUUAAAUGUGGCGACAUAGAAAGUGUAGAAUUCUAUGUUCAUGUGAAACCAGCCUUGGGGGGAACCUUCACUGAUAUUGCAAUCUGGAUCUUUUGCCCCUUCAAUGGGCCAGCCGCUAUCAAGGUUGGGGUUUUAGAUUUUGAACUCAGCAAGAUAGGACAGCAUGUUGGUGAUUGGGAGCAUUUUACACUCCGUGUAAGCAACUUCACUGGUGAGCUUUGGAGCAUAUACUUCUCACAGCAUAGCGGUGGUGAAUGGGUGGAUGCAUGGAACUUGGAGUUCAUUGAAGGGAACAGGGCAAUUGUUUAUUCGUCAAAACACGGUCAUGCAAGCUUCCCACAUCCAGGGAGCUAUAUUCAAGGUUCUGAGAAGCUGAGGAUAGGAGUAAGGAAUGACGUCGCUCGAAGCAAUUUUUAUGUUGAUUCAAGUAUCAAGUAUCAGAUUGUUGCAGCUGAGUAUCUUGGCGAUGGAAUCGUGACAGAGCCAUGUUGGUUACAGUAUAUGAGAGAAUGGGGUCCAACCAUUGUGUAUAAUUCGCGUUCAGAACUUGACAAAAUUAUUAGUCUUCUCCCAAUGCUGAUCAGGAAUUCUGUGGAGGACAUUUUUGACAAAAUCCCAGUGGAACUUUCUGGAGAGGAAGGACCCACUGGACCCAAGGAGAAGAAUAACUGGGUGGGAGAUGAAAGAGGGUAGGUUGGUUUCAUUUGCCAUCUUCUCUACGGAGUCCCAUAAAUAUUACCAAUCUGGGUGUUUCAAGUAGUCUCUUUUUUUCUGUGACAGUAUGUAUAGUUGGUAUUCCUUGUGGCAUAUAUAAGUUAGUGAGAGAUGUACUUUUCCUUUUGACAAAAUUCAAAAUUUCUACAAUGAGCUAUCGGGGAAAGGGUACCAAGGUUUGUGGUUCUUGUCCAAAAAGGGGAUUAUUAGAUUGUUCCUAAAUGGUUACAAGAAUUUAUUUUGGAAAUCAAAGAUUAACACAUCUUGAGUAGGCGAAAUUUCGGUACAGAUGAUGAUAAGAGAUGUUUAUGAUCUAUAUCAGAACAACUGAUUGGCAGGUUUUUAACUACUGCAAGCUCUGUUCAUCAAUAUUCCCUCUUUGUGUUGAAUGGCUGACAAAACCUUUAUAACAAGGACUUUCAAUCUCCUAUGCAACUGGAAUAGCCCAGGAGUGCUCUCUAUUGUGGUAAUUUAAAAUGUCCUCAUCAGGAAAAACUUUGUGGAGAUCCCAAUUAUAUGCAGAGUGACUGAAGGUUCGAAGAGUCGCGAACAUUAGUUGCUUCCCUGAUGAUCUGCUUUCAGAAUGAUUCAAGACUCUGGUGGAUAAUGGAUGUUAAGCUUCCAGGAGGAGGUAAAAAGCUCUUUCUUCACAAAAUGUAAACUCUCAUGAACUAUUUCAGAACCUACAGUUAGGAAAAAAAUAUAUCUUCUUGCACUGCA
Molecule: messenger RNA, 3051 nt
Organism: Macadamia integrifolia
Lineage: Eukaryota; Viridiplantae; Streptophyta; Magnoliopsida; Proteales; Proteaceae
Exons: 2
Coding region: 601-2310 (569 amino acids)
Source: RefSeq, a predicted model, not a curated record